Molecule: messenger RNA, 2256 nt
Organism: Thecamonas trahens ATCC 50062
Lineage: Eukaryota; Apusomonadida; Apusomonadidae
Exons: 2
Coding region: 1-2256 (751 amino acids)
Source: RefSeq, a predicted model, not a curated record
AUGUUACACCUCGCAAGAGUAUUUGCUCUGGUAUUGGUCUCGGGCAUGGUGGCGAUGCCGGCAUCGGGCGCUAGUCUGCUCACCUCGACAGCCAUCUCGGCCAACCGCAACUGGGUGACCUGCCAGAAGAACAGUGAUGGCAGCAUGCAGGCGAAAGCAGGCAGUUUUCAGCUCAGAAACCAGAUUUGCGCAUCCAAUGGCGAGCUGAGUGCCAUUCCCAGCUCGACUACGGGAUUGGUAUGGGUGGACGAGACGUCGAGCAUCGUGUUCAGCAAGACGGAUAUCGAUACUCCCUUUGACGUCGGCAUCAGCUACUACAACAUCGAUGCCUCGCUCAAGGCCAUCAGCUUCAACACAAACUACUGGAAGACCGACAACUCGCUGGACACAAACACUCCCUUCGGAGGUACUGCCACUGUGGUCGAUGUCUCGGACGCAUCGGGCACAUUGUCCGGGCCGGCGGUCCAGGCCAUGAUCCAGGCGGCUAACGACAACGCCGCCAUGGCAAGCGGUCGUCUCAUGAUCCGCUACGAGCAGAUCGGGUCAAAGUGCUCGGCAGGCAACUGCAAGCUGGACAGUAAUCCUACACCUGUGGUGACCAUCAACUACUACGAGGUUUGCCCUACCUUUGCUCUUGCCAACGGUGUCGUCUCCAACUCGCUCAUCACAUCCGCGCCCUUUGCGCCUGUUGGCGAUGCCCUGUCGCUGGCCUGCAACCCAGGCUUUAUGCUGAUCAAUGCUGGUGCGGGCAACACUGCCGAUGCGGACGACUGCGGCGUGUGCUUUGGCAACGGCACCUCUUGCCGCGGAUGCGACGGUGUCAUCGGCUCGCCGGCUGUGGUGGACGAGUGCGGCGUUUGCGACGGAACGAACGAGUGCUUGUCGACCUCGACACCGUUCUCACCGCCGUCGCUCGCUAUCGCCGCUGUUGCUGGCAUCGGCGCAGGAUGCAUCCUUCUCACCGCGCUGCUUGCCGCCAUCGUUAUCCUCGCCUUGCGUGCCCGCGGCACCAAAGCCGGCGUUGUGCUUGCGGCACCAGGCGCGGCCGACAUCCUUGUCGUCGUGCUCACUCUUCCGCACUCGGACGAGCUUCAGGCCGACCUGCAGCCCUCGGAGUUCUCCGCCAUGCUUGACAGCAUGGUCGAGUCAUGGGAGCAGACGAUUACUGUUUUCGGCGGAACCGCCAUCAAGCGCGGCGGCCGGCUCGACAUGAUCGCCGCUGCCUCGUUUGGCCGGGACGCGAGCCUCGAUGCUCUUAUGGCCGCGCUAGCGGUCCACGACGCGCUGCUCAAUGUAGACUGGUCGGCGGCCGUCCUCGAUCAUCCUCGCGCAGCUCCAGUCCGUCGGCUAGAGCCGAACUUGUCUGGUCAUCGCAUCCCGGGCACCAUCAAGUACCUGUGGCGCGGGCCGCGCACUGUUAUCAGUAUUCUGGCCUGCUCGCCCGUUUCCGAGGAUGGAACCGAUGAGGUCGGCCCCAUCUGCCUCGACAAGGCGGUUGCCGUCAACAGCGUUGGGCAAACUGGCCAUGUCAUUGUCACCCGUCUCGCGCUCUCGACUCUUCCUGCUGAGCUCCCGAGCGACAUCUGUGUCGAUUCUGGUUCUGAGAUACCAGUCAUGGCCAUCGGCGACGAGGCGCUCCGCGUCACCGCUGUCGGCUCGGUCACCACCGCCCGCAAGCUCAUGUCACCGCCCUCGCAAUCGACGUUGUCAGCCUCAUCAGAGCUGGACUCGACCACAUCCGCCUCGGCCAGCGAGAUUGCAAGCAAUCCGGAGGAGAUUCCGCGAUUUGGUGCGUCUUCGCAGCUCGACUCGGUCGGCUACUCCUCGGCUACUGACUCGUCGGGUAUUGUCUCGGGCUCAAGCCCCGGCUCGACCUGCGAUGAGCCGGCUCCGUCGGCGCGGGUCAACAAGCGGAAUGCGCGGCUCCGCGGGAUUGCAGGCAUUGGCUCGAUGGGCAACGUCGCUCCGCGCAAGAGCAGGUUAGACCGAGUCCGCGGUCUUGGCGGUCGUGGUGCCAAUGUGUCGAUGCCACUCGGCCACGAGCCUGAGCCCACCUCCUCCCCGCCCCUCGAUGUCGCCCACGACGACGGCUCGAUUCUCUUCGGUGAUCUCUCUCUCGAGCUAGACGAGGUCGAAGCCGCCAGCAGUGUGGCUCCCAUCCCCGCCCUCCCCGUCAGCCCUGCUCGCCGCGCCGAGGCCCGUCUUCCAUCGCAGAUCUCGAUCGAGCGUCUGCAAGCCGAUCUUGGCCACGAGUAG